Molecule: messenger RNA, 747 nt
Organism: Drosophila bipectinata
Lineage: Eukaryota; Metazoa; Arthropoda; Insecta; Diptera; Drosophilidae
Source: RefSeq, a predicted model, not a curated record
AUUAAUAUGUAUGAUGCUUUUGGCAUUAAUUGUGCAAACAUUCUAGAACAAUUUGAGGCAACAAAGUGCUGUAAAUGAGAAAUGGACGCCGACGCCCCAAAAAGCAGAUAAACCGCCUGACCCGAGAGAGUGGCGUCUUCAAUUAAAUAGCAUAUAUGCCCUAUGUACGGAGCAAAUAUCGCCGAUCGGAGUCCGGAUCCGAGUCAGUGCAGCUUGGAACACCAACGCGUUCGCAAUGUCUCCGGAACGUUACGAAAAUUUUGGUUACGGUAUCACCGUAGUCCUACUCCUGUUUGUAUUCUCUCUAGACCAGGUUGCCGGCUACUCGGGUCUGAUACCAGCCGAUGAAGCUAAUCCCGGAAAGUGCAUCUACCGUGGGGACACCCUGGAACUGGGAGUCAACAAUGGCAUCUCGCCCUGCCAGCGGUUGACCUGCUAUGAAGAUGGUUCCAUUCUUAUAGAGGGAUGUGGCAAGCCACGUUUUGUGGACUGCAACCGCGGCGAGCGCUUAAAUCCCGGCGAACCAUUCCCGGAUUGCUGCAAACUGAGAUUCAAGUGCAAGAAACCCGGAGCUGCUCCGGACUAUAUCGACUGGGAUGCUGCCACAAAUGCCAGGAUUGACCGGAAUUAGCCAGAAGUUGGUCCGGACGGAGUGCCAAGGAGAUCUAAAAUCCCUUUCAUUAAUUUUCUAAUUUAUUUUUCAACUUGUACAUCUCAAUAAGUUUUGUUGUUUUUUUUUUUUAUGUA